This is a messenger RNA of Miniopterus natalensis, 1525 nucleotides long. The record is from RefSeq and is a predicted model, not a curated record. Lineage: Eukaryota; Metazoa; Chordata; Mammalia; Chiroptera; Miniopteridae.
AUAUUAGCACAAGAUUCAUGUUAAUGUUUACUCAUGUAAAUAGUACAAAAUACUGCCUAAUUAGUGUGUCUGACAAAUUUUUGGUACUUUUUCUCGUUACUGUAAACCAUGCAUAAAAUGCUUGUCUAUUGAGAAGUGCAGAAUUGUCAGAGCUUAAACAGCUGACAUCUGCUUACUCUCCUAAUAAAAAAAAUCCAUUUCCGCCUAAUCUGCCUAAAUGUGUUCAUGUAAAUGGAGGUCCAUCUAUUGACCUGUAUUCUUUUCAGCUCAGGAUUGGUCCACAUGGUUUAUGAAACCAGGAGGGCUGAUCUGAAAUGCAGAUGUCGAGACACUGAAGUACAUCCUCCCCUUUUUUCUUUGCUGUAUCUGUCAGGGUGAAAAAUGGCUCGCACAAGGGUCAGUCCCCCAUACUCACUCAAUUAUUUUCUUGGACCCACAGAACUGUCACAAGCUGUGGUGGAUGCGGGAGCAGUUCCUCUUUUAGUAUUCUGUAUCCAGGAGCCAGAAAUUGCUUUGAAAAGGAUUGCUGCUUCGGACCUCAGCGAUAUUUCAAAGCAUUCUCCAGAGUUAGCACAGACGGUAGUGGAUGCAGGAGCUAUUGCUCACUUAGCCCAGAUGGUUCUGAACCCUGAUGCCCACUUGAAGCGUCAGAUCCUUUCAGCUCUCAGUCAGAUCGCAAAACAUUCUGUGGAUCUGGCAGAAAUGGUGGUUGAAGCAGAGAUUUUUCCAGUGGUACUUACCUGCCUGAAGGACAAAGAUGAAUACGUGAAGAAAAAUGCUUCUACUUUAAUUAGAGAGAUUGCAAAGCAUACACCUGAGAAAAAAAAAAAAGCUUUUUAACUUUCCCAGUUGAUAGUUAACGCAGGAGGAGUUGCCGCCGUGAUUGACUGCAUUGGGUCCUGCAAAGGAAACAUAAGGCUGCCUGGCAUCAUGAUGCUGGGCUAUGUGGCGGCUCAUUCUGAGAACCUGGCAAUGGCGGUGAUCGUUAGCAAGGGUGCACCCCAGAUGUCAGUCUGCUUGUCAGAAGAACCAGAAGACCAUAUUAAGGCUGCUACUGCCUGGGCCUUGGCACAGAUUGGGAGACACACUCCGGAGCAUGCCCGGGCUGUCGCGGUCACAAACAUUCUGCCAGUGCUGCUUGCUUUGUACAUGUCACCAGAAAGCUCUGAGGAUCUUCAAGUAAAAGUAAGUGCUUGAUUCUUACUGUUUUGUGAAGAUUUGUUGGAUUUUGACUCGAUAGGUAAUUUAAAAUGUCUUAAUUUUCAUUAUGGACAAUAUUGCUUUUAUGAGUCAAAAAAUACAAAUUUAUCAGAACUGAGGAGUCUUCUUUGAAAAUGGGUUACUCUUGUCUCUAAAAAUCAGUGAUAUGUUUUAAAGAAAGAUCUCUGCAGGUGCAAAGUUGUUUAUAAAGUGAAUGUCUGGCAGUUGCCUUCUGCAUUCCUGCUAACUUUUCUUAUAGAAUAGGAAUUGAGGAAUUUUGAAGUUGGAAUUGGCUGCAGAGAACUUUAGUCCAUCUUACAUCAAA